AUGAGGCAGGAGCUCCCCUCGCCAAGAUCGGGUCACACGAUGGUGGUCAUCGCCGGAAAGGUGGGUCCUGGCUCUUCUACUGAAUGCGCCGAGUUGUGGGAAUUCAACCCGUCAACAAGCGUGUGGACGGAAGUCCUGGUCAAUAUCGACGGAGAUGCCCCCCCGGCGCGUGACGGACAUACCGCUAGCGUAGCCGGCUCCAAAAUGAUUGUCUUCGGUGGUAGAGGGAAUAAAUCCGACUCCGAUACUCAAGCCGGGCGAGGGUCGAACACCGCCUUGCUUCAAGACGAGUGGGAAAUCGACCUCGACCUAAGCCAGCUCAUCACCAUGUCCACCAACUCUUCCACGAACAUCCGUGAGGGCGGCCAGACCUUCAUCCCUCUCGUCGUGGAGCAAACAGAAGCGCAGCGGGCCGAAGCAGACGUGGACAUGUGCGUCACGGACUUGUCGGUUGCCGUAGAGAUCGAUCACGACUGCAUCCGACAGCUUCAGCUGACGCUCUACGGCCCCGGACCCCCCCCGGGAGACACGAGCCGGCUCGGAGACGUGUCGAGAGCUGAGCCGGCCGUGCUGGUCCUCGGCGGUGGCAUCGCAGACUGUGCGUCCGACGUCGAUCUGUUUGGGGAUGGAAUUGACGGCGCGGCGGGCGACGUUUCCUAUGGAGGGUGCGUGGAUAGAAUGGACGUAUCGUUCGAAGAUUCUGCGGAGAGCGGCGUGUGGGAGGGCUGCAACAACAGGAGGGGGACAUUCAAGGCCGCAGAUCGGUUGUUGGUUGGUCGGUUCCUCCGUAUGCCGGCCGAAGGGGAAUGGACUCUUGGCGUGCUUGACAACGCGGUCGACGGAAGCAACGGCACCGUUUCCCGCUGGUCUCUCGACGUCGAGAUUCGCCCGUGCGAUUGGCGAUCGGCACUCCGGAGCUUGGGCACCCGACGGCCUCCCUGUGCGACCGUUCGCGCGUUUGCGCGCCUCCGCAGGUGGAUCAACGUUACCGGCGACGCGAGGCCCCCCGCACGGGCAAGGCACACAGCGGCCGUCGUCGACGGAGGCCUGUUUGUCUCGGGGGGCACGGGGAGUUUCGGGGCGCUGUCGGACCUCUGGCGACGCGGAGAGGCCUCUUCCGAGUGGAUGAUCCUUGCUGAAGGCCCCGGUGUUCCCUUGGCAUCCACCGGCCCUUUCAACCCUCACGGGGCGAGCAUCAUGGUGUCUCCCUGGGGGGUGCUUUCGAUCGGGGGCAUGCUGCCGGGGCGUGGGGUGGAGUCAGCGUCGGGUGUGUGGGUUUUGGACCCCGUGUCCAAACGUUGGCGCUCCGUAAAUCGCGAUGGCGGGGUCGACGCGUCGUCGCCGGUGGGCAGGCAAGAUGACAAACCGCCUUUCUUUUCUAUUGCACUGUUCUCGAGGCUUGCUUUACCCGCUAUAUAG
Molecule: messenger RNA, 1419 nt
Organism: Ectocarpus sp. CCAP 1310/34
Lineage: Eukaryota; Phaeophyceae; Ectocarpales; Ectocarpaceae
Source: the annotation of a GenBank genome assembly